Molecule: messenger RNA, 604 nt
Organism: Myotis myotis
Lineage: Eukaryota; Metazoa; Chordata; Mammalia; Chiroptera; Vespertilionidae
Product: CAMPATH-1 antigen-like
Exons: 2
Coding region: 98-391 (97 amino acids)
Biological process (GO): positive regulation of cytosolic calcium ion concentration
Cellular component (GO): sperm midpiece
Source: RefSeq, a predicted model, not a curated record
UUCACCCCGCCUCUCUGUUCAAAAACAGCCCAGCCAAAAGGAGCCUGCAGACAGCCCCGUGCUCAUUUCCAAAAGCUGUUACCAAGAUCCUCCCAAGAUGAAGGGCUUCUACUUCCUCCUAUUUACCAUCAGCUUCCUGAUUAUGAUUCAGAUACAAAGUGGAAUCUUGCAAAACACUUCCGCACCUACCACUUCCACCGCCUCCACCGCCUCCUCUGCCUCCACCUCCACUGCCGCCGCCGCCGCCGCCACCUCCACUACCAGGGCUACCACCACCACCUUCGGCACCAAGAAAAUCAAGGGCGGGGCCCCAGCACUCAGCAGCCUGGGCAGUGGCGGUGUCCUUAUCUUCUUGACCAACACCCUCCUCCAGCUCCUCCACCUCAGCUGAGGCAACAGGCAUCAGCCCCAACCCUGUGUCCUCUGAGACAUGGCAAGAGAAACUCCCCAUCCCCAGUCCUUGGGAGGGGUUGAGACCAGAGACCAUCAGUUGUGGAAAUUGACAGAAAGUUCCUUGGGGGGCAAUGGCCUACACAGGGAGAUACUGAUGUGGAGGUGUUAGCAUCACCCAGCUGGGGGUCAAUAAAGUUGUCCUGUACCUGGA